This is a messenger RNA of Salmo salar (Atlantic salmon), 4060 nucleotides long. RefSeq lists its product as uncharacterized. Lineage: Eukaryota; Metazoa; Chordata; Actinopteri; Salmoniformes; Salmonidae. The record is from RefSeq and is a predicted model, not a curated record.
UGUACUCAUUCGUACGUGUACUGAGUAACUGUUCUUCUAAUUUAGCUAUGAUGCAAUAUAGUGUAUCUAUGUCCUCAAUGAGCAUAGUUGUAUUACUAUUCUCGACUCUCUAACCCUCGGCCUUCUGCUCACAUGUCGUUUCUACUAGCCAAGCCCCUUUGUUUUGUUCUCAUCUCGAACGUGAACAGGUAGCUAGAAGACGACUGAAUACUUCCAAAGGAUUAUGUUUCAAUCGAACCGGAUUUGGUUGGCGGAUCGCGUCCAACUUUUAGGUGACCUCACAAGGAGAUUCCACAGGUGACCUCACAAAGAGAUUCCACAGGUGACCUCACAAGGAGAUUCCACUGCUCUGGUGACAGGAAGAAGAUCUGGUGUUAUGACAACUCCAGAUAUGAGUUCUCAAUUUGUUUCUUAACACGUAUUUUUCUUUGAACUGCAUUGUUGGUUAAGGGCUUGUAAGUAAGCAUUUCACUGUAAGGUUUACACAUGUUGUAUUUGGCGCAUGUGAAAAACAACAUUUGAUUUGACACAGGAGAGAGACACCUCACACUUGUUGCAGCUCCAUUCAAUAACCAGUUGUUAUUGCUACUUUUACCAAGAAACAUUCAAACUCUGCUGGGACAAAAUGAAUCGAGAGGAGGGAGUGUUGAUGGAUGAAAUUGAAAAGCGUUUAUGGAAUUUGACUGAGGACAAUUUACGCUCCCUUUGUGAACAUCAUGGACAUGAUGGAUCUGAAGUUAAAGCAAUGGAUCACCGGUCGUUGCGGCGUAAAAUCAUGGAGGAAAUGUGGGACAAUACUGAUUCAAUGAAAUCAGAGGAGCAGGGAAUAACUUGGUUAGUCCAACUGAAAGAGGACAUCAGAAGGAUACAGGAGGAUGCUAGUGGUGCACCGUCGAGUCCCCUCCAGGCUGAGGAUGCUGUAGACUGUGAUGAAGAGUGGAGCGGAGAGGGAAGGGCUGGGUUACCUAGCAACGGGUUGGAGGCGGAGUCCAUGAGUCCCAGACAAUCCAAAGACGCUGCAGACUGCGACAUGGAGGACACAGAUUGGUUACCUAGCAACAGACUGGAGGCGGAGUUAUCUCCAGAAAGGCACACACUAGAGCAAAGAGUGAGAGGCGACACGUCUCUCCCGCCCCCCUCCACUCUCCCAAAGACCCUGUGUCGUGUCUCUCCCGGUAGCGCCUUAAUUUGGGGUCUGAAGAUGGUGUCUGUGCAGCUGAUGGACUGCAGGAAACCACCAGGGCAGAAAACCCGCAAGAAAACCCACUCCUAUGCUCAAGGCAGGAAGAGUCUUGCCACAAAAGACAUUCUGGAGCGACAUCUGCUAACUCACACUGGAGAGAAACAGAAAAAUAUAUGCGCUGAAUGUGGUGAAUUAUUCAGUACAUUUUCCAGCCUUACCAGGCAUCUGCUAACUCAUACUGGAGAGAAAUGUCAUGUUUCUGAAACCACAUGCUCUGAAUGCGGAAAGACAUUCAGUACACAUUCCAGUCUUAAGAGACAUCUGCUAACUCACACUGGAGAGAAACCGUACAUUUGCCCUCGUUGUGGGAAGAGUUUCAAUGAUCCAGGAAACUUAAAGAAACACAUCUUUAGAACUCACUCAGGAGAACAUUUUGAAGAGGAACCCGCCGAAAACAAUGUUGGUUCCUCAGAACAUGAUGGGGCCGUGAAGAAACAAGUCCUUCAUCCAUGUGCUUACUGUGGUAAGAAGUUGUCAACCAAAACAAGACUAAAGAUUCACCUGAAGACCCACACUGGAGAGAAACCUCAUGUCUGCCCCGACUGCGGGAAGAGCUUUGCUUUCAGUCCCUCCUUGACCAAACAUCAGAAACUUAGUCAUUCAGAGCACGGAGGAGUGAAACGGCACGAAUGUUCAGUCUGUGGGAAAGUCUUUAAUCAACCAGGAGCCUUGAGGUCCCAUCAAAGAACCCACACUGGAGAGAAACCCCACCUCUGCUCCGACUGUGGGAAGAGUUUCUGUUUUCGUUCGUCUCUGAAAAGACAUCAGGUACUCCACGCAGGAGACAGAGCACACGUGGGGCUUCGCACUGUCUGUGGGAAAGGCUUCAGAGAUUCUGGAUACUUAAAAAAACACCAAUCUAUCCAUUCAGGAGAGAAACCUCACCUCUGCUCCAAUUGUGGAAAAACGUUCACGUCCUUCCUUAGCUUAACAAAUCAUUCCAAAUCACAUCGUCUAGAUGGAAACCAAUUCCAAUGACCUGAAUGUAAGCGCCAUUUCCCAACAAAGGAAAGGCUGUCAAGCCACCAGAGGACGCAUACUGGUGAAAAACCUUUCUGCUGCUCCCAAUGCCACAAGCGCUUCUCUCAUUCAAAUAGUUAUCAAAGGCAUCUUUGUAUGCACUCCGGUGAGAAACCCUUUGUGUGUCCUCUCUGUGGGAAGCGAUUUAACGACUCUUCGAACCUUAGAACACAUGUUAGAAGACAUAAAGGAGAAAAGGUAGGAAAGACACAGGUCUCUGAGCCAUGCCCUCACUGUGGGAAGAGGCUGGCUUCUAAGGCAGGGUUAGAGACUCACCUGCGGAGCCACACUGGAGAGAAACCUCACCUCUGCGCCAACUGCGGCAAGAGCUUCGGCUUCCACUCCGCCUUGAGAAGACAUCAGAAAACGCAGCACAGAGAGCAAGUAGCAAAGCCGCACGUCUGUUCUGUCUGUGGGAAAGGCUUUGUGGAGUCUGGAGCGCUGAAGAAACAUGUGGUGACCCACGAGGAGAAACAGCACCUUUGCUCCGAUUGCGGGAAGAGUUUCAGGGUGCUUCAUGCCUUGUCGAUUCAUCAGAGAAGCAAGCAUCAGAAAACAAAUGAGCAAGUAAGAGAGAACAAUUCGUACCUCUGCCUUACUUGCGGCCAGGAAUUCAAUUCAAAGCAUAGAUUGGUAAUCCACGAGAGAAAGCACACAUGAGAGAAACCUUACCAAUGCUCCCAGUGUGGCAGGUGCUUCGCUGAUAAGACUAACAUGAGGCGUCACCAGACGGUGCACACAGGAGAGAAACCAUUCCAAUGCUCUGUCUGCGACAUGAAGUUCUCUCAAGUUGCCUGUUUAAUACGGCACCGGCUAAUACACUCAGGUCAGAAACCGCACCACUGCACUUACUGUGACAAGAGUUUCUCUCAGUCGAACACGCUGAAAACGCACAUACUAACCCACACCGGAGAGAAACCGUACCAGUGCCCCGACUGUGGGAAGGGUUUCACUGAAAAGAAAGCCAUUAAGAAACACCAACGCGACACACACGGGACAGGAGCACACAGCAAGACACUGCUUUUUCAUAGAGAUUGAGUCAAGACCAGAGCCCUCGAGCAAAGCCCUACCAAUGUCCUGACUGAAGAAAAUGUUUCUCGGAGAAAAGAGCUCUUGUGAAAAACCAGAAGCACACCGGAGAGACAGCGCCCCCUAUUGUUUCAUUUUGAUCUGAAGGUUUGAGAACGUUUUAAAAUAAACAUGUGCUUUUUAAAAUAAUGAUUUUUUUUCUCCACUUGGCCCCAAUUGUGAGUCUGGUUUGGAUACAGCCAUGAAUUUGAGCUCAGAACAUUUUCUGGUCUUGAAUGUGAUGUUUAUUUUUGUAUGUUUAGCUGUAUAAAUUAAUCCUCUGGAAGCUAAAGUGGUUUCAAGUAGAUAGAAACAUGGAUUUAUAUAUUGAUAUUUCAAUAAUACUAUUGCAUUCAUCUGCUGGUUUUGGCAAAUUGCUCAAUCAUAAACAUAAACAUUCUAAACAAACUAGUGAAAUCACCAGCAAACUGAACACUCCUUUCUGAGCGGUAUCAUCAUGACAUGGGCUAUUACCCAACGUGGGUAAAACAGGUCAUUUCAUUCAUGUGUACGUGUAUUAACUCAACAAUCAUCCUACUGAGUAAUGUUACCUUUUAUUCAGCGAUAAAGUGUAUCCAUGUCCUCUAUUAGGACAUCUUCAUUAGUUUUCUCAUCUCUCUCUUACCUCUUUACAUGUGAUAGGAAAGCAUCCAACAGGAAGAUGUGAUUACUGCCAGGAAACAGAGACAGUGGAGCAUGUGCAGAUACAGUGUGGUCAGUAGGAGAGAG